Messenger RNA from Populus nigra (black poplar), 1993 nucleotides. RefSeq names its product ALBINO3-like protein 1, chloroplastic. Lineage: Eukaryota; Viridiplantae; Streptophyta; Magnoliopsida; Malpighiales; Salicaceae. Gene Ontology annotation, biological process: protein insertion into membrane; protein localization to chloroplast; thylakoid membrane organization. The record is from RefSeq and is a predicted model, not a curated record. The transcript has 11 exons. The coding region runs from base 54 to 1583 and encodes 509 amino acids. Gene Ontology annotation, molecular function: membrane insertase activity. Gene Ontology annotation, cellular component: chloroplast thylakoid membrane.
GGGAGGAAACGACUCUCUGCCACCUCUCUCUCCCUCGGAAACAGGAAGUAAGAAUGGCCUCUUCUCUUUCCUGUACAACACCAAGCCUAAUCCCUCUCUCCCUCCCUUUUAUCGACCGAACCAAAACCUGUACCUCUCUCCCCCCCAUCCACCCGCCUCACCUUCCCAAACCAUUAAUUCCUCGCGGUUCUCUCUGCGUAGCCCGGUUCGGUUUCAGACCGGGUCUCUUUCCUGACCCGGAUAACGCGGAGGCUGUAAUCAAGAACUUGUUUGGUAGAGCAGAGAAUAUUAUUUACACAAUUGCCGAUGCUGCCGUCUCUAAUCCCGAACAGGUCGUCGAUAGUAGCACCAAACAGAACAGUGAUUGGCUUUCUGGUAUUACUUCCUGUCUCGAGAGUACUUUAAAGGUCUUGAAAGAUGGGUUAUCUGCUUUGCAUGUACCGUAUGCUUAUGGUUUUGCUAUUAUACUCUUGACUGUUCUUGUCAAGGCUGCUACAUUUCCUUUGAAUAAGAAACAGGUGGAAUCUGCAAUGGCUAUGCGAUCUUUGCAACCGCAAAUUAAGGCUGUUCAACAACUCUAUGCUGGUGAUCAGGAGAGGAUUCAACUUGAGACUGCUCGGUUGUAUAAGCUAGCCGGCAUAAACCCACUAGCAGGAUGUCUCCCUACACUUGCCACAAUUCCAGUGUGGAUUGGACUCUAUAGAGCCCUUUCAAAUGUAGCAAAUGAGGGACUCCUCACAGAAGGCUUCUUUUGGAUACCUUCUCUGGCCGGUCCAACUACAAUUGCUGAGCGUCAAAAUGGCAGCGGAAUCUCUUGGCUUUUCCCUUUUGUAGAUGGACAGCCACCCCUUGGAUGGUCUGAUACUGUGGCAUAUCUUGUUUUGCCUGCCAUGUUGGUUGUCUUGCAAUACAUGUCCGUCCAAAUUAUGCAAUCAUCACAGAGCGAUGAUCCAAAUGUGAAGAAUUCUCAAGCAAUAACAAAGUUCCUUCCAUUAAUGAUUGGUUACUUUUCUCUUUCAGUUCCUUCUGGUCUAAGCCUUUAUUGGCUCACAAAUAACAUAUUAAGCACAAUACAACAGGUGUGGCUUCAAAAGUUAGGCGGUGCAAAAAAUCCUGUGACGAAGUUCAGUAAUGAUAUUGUUAAAGAGGACCAACUGCAGGUUCAGAAACCUAUCUCUGAAUUAAAUUCCAUACAAACUAAGACCAGGCAAGAAGAAAAGUUGACACCAGAAGGGUCGCGUCCUGGUGAAAGAUUCAAGCAAUUAAAGGAACAAGAGGCAAGGAGAAGGCAACAAAGAGAAGAAGAGGAGAGGACAGCCGAAGAGGCUGCAGGUAGAGGACGUCAAAUGGAAAAUAAUGAGCACGGCAGCAGUUCAUUUACCAGAGGAAAUGGAAACAGUCCAGUUGGUGCUGCUGUAAUUGAUGACGCAUCUACAGCAGCUAUUCAUGAUUCCUCUGCUCGUAGGGUUGUAAAUGGUGAUCUAUCUGGCCAGGACCAGAAGCAAGAUGGGGAAACAAAUUCCAUAGUAGAUCAAAGUGAAGUUUCCGCUCCUACUGAGGAUUAUCAAGCCAAAAGAGAGUGAUCGAAGAGAUGUUCAGUCAUGAUGGCAUUAUCUUAAUUUGAACAAGAUUGACAGGUAUAGUUCUUCACCUGUUAUGAUGAACACAGAGAACAGCUUGAUGCUGCUUCGAAGCUGCACAUCAACCAAAAGCGCCUUCACAUGCAUGUCGGUGAUGCAAAUCUAUUCCAUGCUCGUUGAGGUUCUCCAAGGCAUGUUAGUUGUACAGAAACGGUAUUGCAGUUGAAUAGCGAUACCAGCAAGAUGUAAGAUUCAUGGGCGGGAUCCGUAGCUGUGGCUGGUGUGAUGUAUGAGAGCUCUCUAUCAAUGUUCUGUCUUUCUUGAAUUUUCACAGCCGAUACGCUCUAUAUGGGCAACGAAACAGACUGUUUUGAAAAAGAAAAUAAAUAAUGAAUUGCAAGGGGUGAAUAGCA